AUGGAUGAGCAAGACUCGGCUGGACCUAAAGCAGGAAGAGGCCAUGCCACUGAAGAUGGGAGCACUGAGGGAUUCUGGGAAAACGCUAUGCGGAAGAUCCUAUGUGAGGAGGACACCCUCCGCUCAGAUGCUCAGAGCCAGCAGUUCAAGCAGUUCUACCAGGCGGCCAAAGGACCCCGAGAGGUUUGCAGCCGACUCUACCACCUUGUCUGUCAGUGGCUGAAGCCAGAAAGGAACACGAAAGCUGAGAUGCUGGACAUGGUGAUCUUGGAGCAGUUCCUGGCUGUACUUCCACCUGAGAUAGAGAGCUGGGUGAGGGAAUGUGGAGCGGAGACCAGUUCCCAGGCAGUGGCUCUCACUGAAGGUUUCCUCCUGAGUCAGGCAGAGGAGAGGAAGCAGGCAGAGCAGCAGGUGAGAGAGACUUUCCUCUGGAAACUCCCAAGGGGCUCCAAACCAGAGCAAGAGUAUCCCAAAAUGUGGUACUAAUGUCCCAUCCCUUUAUGGAUCGGAUCCAAGGAAUGAGAUCUGCUACCCCUAAAGUGUUUGCCUCUACCAUUGCUUUUCUAAUCCCCCUUCCCAUUUUGUUUUGAAUCUUUGUUGCUCUUUCAGGUUCAGGAUCUCUUGACAGAAAUGGGUCCUGAUUCCUCUGAGGCAGAGAGGACUCUGAUGGACACCAGAGAGAGACCACUAGGUAAGGAGCGAGUUAUUUCUCUCCUUGGUCACAUCCUGGGGAUUUGGAAAUUAAUCUGUCAGUUCCUUCCGUCUUUUGUGGGGAGGCAGUUGGGGCCAAGAGCCCAAAGGAGGUGGGAUAUAUUUUUACAUAACUAAAAGACGAAAGGUGUACGGAUGUCAAAAGGCACUCAAUAGGGUAGACUUCUUCAAAGGUACACCUGUAAUUAGAGAUACACUCCUGAACAUCGGAGAAAAGCAGGCAUUCAUGGCUUCCCACUUCUCUUUGUCUCUGGAAGGUGACAGGAUGAUGCCCACAAGACCUCCUCAUAUGUCUUUUCAUGAGCCUGAAGGGGAAGCAGCAGCCAUGGAAGCAGAUCAGGUAGGGGGCAGGAGACAUGUAGGGAGAGAGGCUGAGGGGUGGGGCUGGCAGGGUGACUCCCUCUACCUCCUGGCUCCUGUCAACGGUGCCCUGAAGAAAAUGAGGAAAUGCCAUUCAAGAUGGUUUAUGUGCUGAGAAUAUGGAACAUCCACCUCAUCCUUAUCGCCUUCUCAAUGUCGCCAAUAUUAUUUAUCAGCAGUUGCUGUUUCGUUUCUAUAUUUACAUUGAAGACUAAAUAGGUUUCUAAGCAGUUGACAAACCAUAAAAAUGGGCCAGGAUUUAUCUGACUAACCCCAUCACCCUUAUUUGUUUAGGAUUUGGUAUGCUUUGAGGAUGUCGCUGUUCAUUUCACGGACAAGGAGUUGGCGUUGCUGGAUCCUGACCAGAAAGCUCUGCAUGAGGAGGUCAUGGAGGAGAAUCAUGGACUCCUGGAUUCUCUGGGUAAGGCUCUCUGAGGAUCAUCAUAUCUGUUUUGAAAUUCCAUCUCUCUCUCCUUGCGAUGAAUCUCCAAGGUUUGGCUGGAACUCAGUAGCGCUACCUACACCACCUGGAAAUCUAACGCCCCCAGAAAUCACUUGGAAUGAAGGGCGAUUGGCGGUGUUGUCUGUGAAUAUCCAUCAGAGUGGGUAGGGAGGUUGAAGUAGCUUCUGCCAGAUUUGUGUUUUUGCUUCUGUUGAUUUUGGUUGACUAAAGAGAUAACUGACAAUGGAUACAGAGCAGAUUCCGUGAUUGGGCCAAACAAAAUUAAUUGAAUCUCAGGUUCCCAUAAAUAUAUCAGCUAAUACCAGCCAACAAAGGCAGUGAACUCCAUAGUAAAAAUUCCCAUCUAAUUCCCUUCAGUUAUUCCUCUUUCACAGUUGUUCAUUAGCAAUGUUGAAGAAUGAACAGUUGUGAACGGUUGUUCUUCCUGAGGCUCUAAUUACCAUAUUUUUCACACCAUAGGACGCACCGGACAAUAGGACUCACCUUGUUUUAGAGGGGGGAGAACAAGAAAAAAAAAUUCUCCCCCUCUCUGCCCAGCGCCUCUUCAGCGAAGCGGCAGGAGGCGCUGCGCAGAGAGGGGAAGAAUUUUCCCCCUCUUGUUUUCCCCAUCUAAAACAAGGUGCCGUUUAGGGUGCGUUCAGUCGCCUUCAGGCGGCUACCUUGGAAGCCUGGAGAGAGAGGGGGGUUGGUGCGCACUGACCCCUCUCGCUCUCCAGGCUUCAGGUUCCUUUCAACCUGCUCUUUGGGGCUGGCGGGGGGAAGCCCACCGCCAGUCCCAAAGAGCAGGUCGAGGAGCAGCGGAAAGGCGCGCAGCGGAGAGGCUGCUGCCAUAGUCGCACGUCACCUCUCCAGCUGGGAGAGGGUCGCGGGGCUAUGGCUUCUUUAGCCCCGCACGCGCUCUCCCAGCUGGAGAGGUGGCGCGCGGCUAAAGAGGCUCUUGUCAUAGCCAUGCGUCGCCUCUCCAGCUGGGAGAGGGUUGUGGGGGGCUUCUUUAGCCCCGUGUGCGCUCUCCCGGCUAGAGAGGUGGCACGCGGCUAAAGAGGCUCCUGCCAUAGCCGCGCAUCACCUCUCCAGCCGGGAAAGGGUAAGCGGGGCUAUGGCGUCUUCGCUCCAUAGGACACACACACAUUUCCCCUUCAUUUUUGAAGGGGAAAAAGUGCGUCCUAUAGAGCGAAAAAUACGGUUGUUUCUCUCUCUAUAUAUAAAUAAGUGUUACAGUACCACUUAAAAUCUAUAUAAUAACGUAUAGAAGUGAAAUUGAUUUUAUUUGAUCUGUUAUACUGUAUUUUUCCAACAUUCUUUUCCUCUUUCAAAAAUUAUUCUUCCACACUUUUCUCUUUUUAUUCAUUCCUCUUAUCAUAUUAUAUUUUCAUGAAUGUAAAACAUUUGAAUAAAAUGUUAAUGUUUAAAAAUUAUUGUUUUUUACAUUCCAGGGGGUGAUGAAUUGGAAAUUAGUAACAAGGGGGACCAGGACAGAAUCCACACAGUGAAGAAGCCAUAUAAAUACUUGGAGAGUAAAGAGAACUUUAGUCAGAGUUCCCAGUCCACUUCUCAUCAAAGAAAUCCCAUUGGAAAGAAAUCGUACCAGUGCUUGGAAUGUGGAAAGAGCUUCAAUCAGAGCACCCAUCUCACUUCUCAUCAAAGAAUUCAUACUGGGGAGAAACCCUACCAGUGCAAGGAAUGUGGAAAAAGCUUCAGAUGGAAGAUCAGUUUCAUUUCUCAUCAGAGAAUUCAUACAGGGGUGAAUCCAUAUCAGUGCUUGGAAUGUGGAAAAAGCUUCAGUCAGAGCACACAUCUCACUUCCCAUAAAAGAAUUCAUACUGGGGAGAAGCCCUACCAGUGCAAGGAAUGUGGAAAGAGCUUCAAGUGGAAGGUCAGUUUCAUUUCUCAUCAGAGAAUUCAUACAGGGGAGAAUCCAUAUCAGUGCUUGGAAUGUGGAAAAAGCUUCAGUCAGAGCACACAUCUCACUUCCCAUCAAAGAAUUCAUACUGGGGAGAAACCCUAUCAGUGCCAAGAAUGUGGAAAGAGCUUCAGUCAGAGCGCCUCUCUCACUUCCCAUCAGAGAACUCAUACUGGAGAGAAACCCUAUCAGUGCUUAGAAUGUGGAAAGAGCUUCACCUGGAAGAACAAUCUCACUUCCCACCAAAGAAUUCAUACAGGGGAGAAACCCUAUCAGUGCUUUGAAUGUGGAAAGAGCUUCAGCCACAGCCACAGUCUCACUUCCCAUCAAAGAAUUCAUACAGGCGAGAAACCCUAUCAGUGCUUGGAAUGUGGAAAGAGCUUCAGUAAGAAUGCCCAUCUCACUUCCCAUCAAAGAAGUCAUACAGGGGAGAAACCUUAUCAGUGCUUUGAAUGUGGAAAGAGCUUUAGUCACAAAAACAGUCUGACAUCCCAUCAAAGAAGUCAUACAGGGGAAAAACCCUAUAAGUGCUUUGAAUGUGGAAAAACUUUCAGAAAGAGCUCAGAUCUCACUUCCCAUCAAAUAAUUCAUACUGGAGAGAAACCCUAUCAGUGCUUGGAAUGUGGAAAGAGCUUCAGUCAGAAGUGUGGUCUCAUUUUUCAUAAAAGAAUUCAUACAGGGGAGACACCCUAUCAGUGCUUGGAAUGUGGAAAGAGCUUCAGUCACAACGGCUCUCUCACUUCCCAUCAAAGAAUUCAUACAGGGGAGAAGCCUUAUCAGUGCUUGGAAUGUGGAAAGAGCUUCAGCCAGAGUAGCCAUCUGACAUCCCAUCAAAGAUUUCAUACAGGGGAGAAACCCUAUCAAUGUUUGGAAUGUGGAAAGAGCUUCCGUCACAGCUACAAUGUCACUUCUCAUCAAAGAAUUCAUACAGGGGAGAAACCAUAUCAAUGUUUGGAAUGUGGAAAGAGCUUCACUCAGAAGAGUAGUCUCACUUCUCAUCAAAGAAUACAUAAAGGCGAGAAACCAUAUCAGUGCUUGGAAUGUGGAUAUAACUUCAGUAGUAGCAGCAAUCUUACUUCCCAUCAAAGAAUUCAUACAGGGGAGAAACCCUAUCAGUGUCAGGAAUGUGGAAGGAGCUUCAGUCACAAUUCCUCUCUCACUUCCCAUCAGAGAAUUCAUAGUGGAGAGAAACCCUUUCAGUGCUUCGAAUGUGGAAAGUGCUUCAGCCACAGCUACAAACUCACUUCCCAUCAAAUAAUUCAUACAGGGGAGAAACCAUUUAAAUGUCAAGAGUGUGGAAAGAGAUUCACACAGAGCACAGGUCUCACAUCCCAUCAAAAGAUUCAUAUGGUGCAGAAACCAUAUCAUUGCUUGGAAUGUAGAAAGUGGUUCAGUCGGAAGGAUAGUCUCAUUUCCCAUCAAAGAAUUCAUACAGGGGAGAAACCCUAUCAUUGCUUGGAAUGUGGAAAGAGCUUCCGUCACAACUCCACUCUCUCUUCCCAUCAAAGAACUCACUCUGGGGAGAAAGCAUAG
Molecule: messenger RNA, 4967 nt
Organism: Podarcis lilfordi (Lilford's wall lizard)
Lineage: Eukaryota; Metazoa; Chordata; Lepidosauria; Squamata; Lacertidae
Source: the annotation of a GenBank genome assembly